Messenger RNA from Blumeria graminis f. sp. triticale, 150 nucleotides. Lineage: Eukaryota; Fungi; Ascomycota; Leotiomycetes; Helotiales; Erysiphaceae. The record is from the annotation of a GenBank genome assembly.
AUGUCAAAAUUCAUCCUAAAUCCUCAAAAGGCGUCUUCUACACAGACUAUCCAUUCCUCAGAAACAAUCCUCAAGGGGUCACACCUUGUGAAAACUGACGGGGUUGCAGCAACACCCCAUACAUUCAGACCCCUGUUAAGACAAACAUAG